This is a messenger RNA of Pogona vitticeps (central bearded dragon), 2381 nucleotides long. RefSeq names its product collagen type X alpha 1 chain (gene COL10A1). Gene Ontology annotation, molecular function: protein binding. NCBI's taxonomy places the organism in Eukaryota, Metazoa, Chordata, Lepidosauria, Squamata, Agamidae. The record is from RefSeq and is a predicted model, not a curated record.
AUGAAGUUACAAAUAUCUACUGUGCUGAUGCUGCUUUCCAUGGCCUUUGUCCAUGGCAGCGAAGGUUUUUAUCCUGAACGGUAUCAGAAGCAACCCAGCGUACCAAUGAAGGGACCACAUUUCCUACCUUUCGGCAUAAAAAGUCAUGUUGUACAGGAAAGGGGAGAACAAGGACUUCCUGGCCCGCAAGGCCCUCCUGGCCCGAGAGGACUACCAGGCCCAGCAGGUGCUCCAGGAAAACCCGGGUACGGAAACCAAGGCCCUCCAGGACCACAAGGGCCCCCAGGACUUUCGGGUGUUGGAAAACCCGGCCUUCCAGGUCCACAAGGAAAGCCAGGAGAAAGAGGACUUCCUGGUGAAAAGGGAGAUAUGGGACCCGCUGGCCUUCCUGGCCCAAGAGGUCUCCCUGGGGCCGCCGGAAUUCCUGGUCCUGCCGGGAUUUCUGUUCCUGGUAAAGAAGGACUGCCAGGGCCACAAGGGCCAAGGGGUGCCCCAGGAGAAAAAGGUGAGCCUGGCAUACCUGGUGUAAAUGGACAGAAGGGAGAAACUGGAUUUGGGGUUCCCGGUCGCCCAGGAGAGAAAGGUCUGCCAGGGCCACAGGGACCUGCUGGGCCACAGGGACCUGCAGGGGUAGGGAGGCCUGGGGAAAGGGGUUUUCCAGGUCAGCCAGGUAUUAAAGGGGACCGGGGCUUGCCUGGCAUCUCAGGAGCAAUGGGAUCCCCUGGUGCCCAAGGACCUCCUGGAGAGCCAGGGCAACCGGGCAUUGGAAAACCUGGGCCAAGUGGAACACCAGGAUUGCCAGGAAUUCCUGGAGCAAAAGGACUCCCAGGGACCCCUGGCUUGACUGGGCCUCCUGGUCUCCCUGGAUUUGGAAAACCUGGACUGCCUGGGAUGAAGGGAGACAGAGGAGCUGAAGGCCUCCCAGGUAUCCCAGGAGCAAAGGGAGAGCAAGGCCCGGCUGGAGCCCCAGGGGAACCGGGAUCAGUUGGUGCACCGGGGAGCAUGGGGCCUCAAGGGGCCAGGGGUGCCGCUGGUGAAAAUGGCAUACCAGGUCUCAAAGGCGAUAGGGGGCUUCCAGGUGCAGCUGGCUUCCCAGGGACAAAAGGAGAGAGAGGCCUUCCAGGAUCAGAUGGGAAGCCAGGGUUUUCAGGGGAACCAGGACUUCCUGGCCCAAAGGGGCUGCCAGGUUUGCCAGGUCCCAAAGGAGACACAGGCCACGCUGGACCAGCAGGCCUACCUGGACCAAUGGGUUCCCCGGGACCUAAAGGAACGGCAGGAGUCAAUGGGGAGCCAGGUCCAAGAGGUCCACCUGGAAUACCUGGCACAAAAGGACCAAUUGGCACUCCAGGUAUUCCAGGGGUCCCUGGCAGCAAAGGGGAAAUGGGUGCACCUGGAUUACCAGGUCCAGCUGGUAUUGCUACAAAGGGUUUAGAUGGGCCUAUGGGACCUGCUGGACCUCCAGGCCCCAAAGGCCACUCUGGAGAGCCUGGAUUGCCAGGUCCUCCCGGUCCACCUGGACCUCCUGGGGAGAUGGUGCCACAAGGGCAGGCUAUAGCAGGCCUCCCUGUUAUGAAGGCUGGUGCAAUCCAAGGCCUGACUGGUAUGCCAGUGUCAGCCUUCACUGCCAUUCUUUCCAAAGCAUACCCUCCAUCAGCGGCCCCUAUCCGGUUUGAUAACGUUUUGUACAAUAGGCAGCAGCACUAUGACCCUAGGUCAGGCAUCUUCACUUGCAGGAUACCAGGACUUUACUACUUUGCUUACCAUGUUCAUGUGAAAGGAAAUCAUGUUUGGGUUGGUUUGUACAAGAAUGGCUCACCCAUCAUGUACACAUUUGAUGAAUAUAAGAAAGGAUACCUUGAUCAGGCGUCUGGGAGCGCUGUUAUCGAUCUGACAGAGAAUGACCAAGUUUGGGUACAGCUACCCAACAAUGAAUCAAAUGGUCUGUUCUCUUCAGAAUAUGUUCACUCCUCCUUCUCAGGUUUCUUAUUUGCACAGAUUUAAUGACAUUUCAUACCUCCCCCAAGAACUAAGCAUCUUAGUAUGUUUUUUUAUUAUAUAUAUUUCUAGACAUCCACUACCAACUAGUGACUGAACACUGAAUUAAAAUUCUGAGGCAAAUGCUGCAUGAUGCAUAUCUCUUAGGUGCUAUUUUUAAAAGACAAAGGGGAAUAUAAUUAUUCACAAAGUAUAAUCACUUUUUAAUGCAGCAGUCAGACAUGAAUUUUACUUACCCCCAAACCAAGAUAACAGUAGUAAUUACAAGUGCCAAGAUUAAGUCUUAGAAAAAGGUAUAAUUACUGUAUCUUGCAUAAACCUUCUCAUUCACCUAUAUAUAGAAAAGAAGUGCUUAACACUGCCUUCCUAUCCUUGAAUAAUCUGAU